AUGGAACGGCGCACCUCCAGCCAGGCAGGGAUGUUCUUAGGCCUCUUUGUGGGCCAGUUGAACAUUCACGAAACCGCAAGUUAUUAUUGGAGCAGGGGAGAGACCUUAUGCGUGUGCACCCUCAGCACCCCACCCACACACGCCCCACCACGCCAUCAACACACGCCCCACCAGGCCAUCAACACCCACACACGCCCCACUACACCACCCACACACGCCCCACCACGCCAUCAACACCCGCCCCGCCCCACCACACCACCCACACACGCCCCACCACGCCAUCAACACCCACACACGCCCCACCACGCCACCCACACACGCCCCACCAGGCCAUCAACACCCACACACGCCCCACCACGCCACCCACACACGCCCCACCACGCCAUCAACCCCCGCCCCGCCCCACCACGCCACCCACACACGCCCCACCACGCCAUCAACACCCGCCCCGCCCCACCACGCCACCCAAACCAGCCCAACCACGUCACCCACACCAUCCCCACCACACCACCCACACCCACCCCACCACGUCACCCCCACUCGCCCCCACCACGCCACGCCACCCACACCACCACACUACACCACCCACACCCGCCCCACCCACACCUGCCCUACCACGCCUUCCACACCCGCCCCAGCAUGCCACCCACACCCUCCCCACCACACCACACCAGUCACACACGUACCGCCACCCACACCCGCCCCGCCCCACCACGCCACCCACACCACCCCAACACCCACACCACUACACCACCCACACCCGCCCCACCACACCACCCACACCCACCCCACCACAGCCCUCCCCUCCCACAGCACACACCUUACCGCUAUUCUCCUCCCUUCAUUCCAUAUGUCUUUCCCCUGCCAGUCUACACACCUUUCACUUAA
Molecule: messenger RNA, 888 nt
Organism: Salvelinus namaycush (lake trout)
Lineage: Eukaryota; Metazoa; Chordata; Actinopteri; Salmoniformes; Salmonidae
Product: extensin-like
Exons: 1
Coding region: 1-888 (295 amino acids)
Source: RefSeq, a predicted model, not a curated record